This is a messenger RNA of Durio zibethinus, 1916 nucleotides long. Its product is annotated as chaperone protein dnaJ 10-like. NCBI's taxonomy places the organism in Eukaryota, Viridiplantae, Streptophyta, Magnoliopsida, Malvales, Malvaceae. The record is from RefSeq and is a predicted model, not a curated record.
AAAACAAAAAAAAAGCCGCGGCAGACGGGCUGUAGUCAACGCUAAUGAAUGAGAGGUCUGCGCGUGGAGUUGCGGCAAAUACGUAACGCGACUUUUGAUUUGGAACAUCUGAUAUUGGGAUCCUUCUUUCUUCUCCUUUCGACAAUUUACAUUUCUUUUUCGUUUCUAUCGAAAUAAGGGAUAUUUCUUUGCAGUGGUCUUAUUUAUCUGCUUGCCGAUAAGAACCAGGAAGGGAAUUUUCGCUUUUCAACAAAAAAUUUCAAAUCAAGAAAAUAAAAUAAAAAAAAAGAAUACUGCAAGUCAUCGAUCGGGAAUGGUGAAGGAGACAGAAUACUACGAUGUGUUAGGGGUCAGCCCUUCCGCUACAGAGGCUGAAAUCAAGAAAGCUUAUUAUAUCAAGGCACGGCAGGUUCACCCAGAUAAAAAUCCAAAUGAUCCUCUAGCAGCACAGAAUUUUCAGGUGUUGGGAGAGGCUUACCAAGUAUUAAGUGAUCCGGCACAACGACAAGCAUAUGAUGCUUAUGGGAAAUCAGGAAUCUCAACUGAGGCAAUUAUUGAUCCUGCAGCAAUAUUUGCAAUGCUUUUUGGUAGUGAGCUUUUUGAGGAAUAUAUAGGACAGCUUGCUAUGGCAUCAAUGGCCUCAUUAGACAUUUUCACGGAAGGGCAGCAGUUUGAUGCCAAAAAGUUGCAAGAGCAAAUGAGGGUUGUUCAGAAGGAAAGAGAAGAAAAGCUUGCAGAAAUACUGAAAGAUCGACUAAAUCAAUAUGUGCAAGGAAACAAAGAGGACUUUGUUAGUCAUGCGCAAGCUGAAGUAUCGAGGCUCUCUAAUGCAGCUUAUGGCGUUGAUAUGUUGAAUACAAUUGGUUAUAUAUAUGCAAGACAAGCAGCAAAAGAGCUUGGGAAGAAAGCAAUAUACUUGGGUGUGCCAUUCAUAGCUGAGUGGUUUAGAAACAAAGGCCACUUUAUUAAAUCCCAAGUAACAGCAGCAACUGGUGCAAUUGCUUUGCUUCAGCUGCAGGAGGACAUGAAGAAGCAGCUUAAUGCCGAAGGAAACUACACUGAGAAGGAGCUUGAAGAGUACAUGCAAUCUCACAAGAAGCUGAUGAUUGAUUCAUUAUGGAAGCUUAAUGUAGCCGACAUAGAAGCUACCCUUUCUCGUGUUUGUCAAAUGGUUCUCCAAGAUAACAAUUCCAAAAAGGAAGAGCUUCGAACACGAGCAAAGGGGUUGAAAACUCUGGGUAAAAUCUUCCAGAGGGCCAAGUCAGUGAAUGGAAGCGAGAGUGAACCUGUACUAAGCAGUAGUGAGGUACAUAAAUUGGAUGGAAGUCAACCAAGCUAUGAUGGUAGUUCUCCAAAUGCAUCACCAAAGUCCCUAAACCAGGAAGAGUUAUCUUGUUCUACAUUUGCAUCACAGAGCCCAUAUGUGGAGGCCCCUAACUUUGUGGAUGCUGAGUUCACCUACAACUUCCCAAGGCCAACAGCACCACCUGGUGCACAAAGACAUCCUUGAAUUAGCAGAGAUCUAAAGGUGUAUGCUUGUAUUAUACAGCUAUCAUAUGUAUCGAUAUUGUGGGUGCAGCUGGCACAGGUGUUUUGAGUGUUAUAUCAUUUGUUCCUUCAUACCUGUGAGCUGUGAUAUGAAAGAGCACAUCCAACCCCCAAGUGAGCAUGUUUUUUAUGGCAGAUUAGAUCUAUAUGCAUAGGGAGAAAGAUGGCUGUAGAAUAUACUUUUUUCCGUUGUCAAAGGCUGGCCGAGAUUGGCUGCCUGGUUUCUUCAAUGACGGUUUGUUGUUUUAUUUCUUUUGGUUCGUUUUGCAUUUGUUGUGUUUUCAUUUUCACAAUGUAAAUGAGUGACUCGUACACCUUGUGACGUCGUUUUAUUUGAAGCACAGAGAUUGCAAUUCGUCUUUUUCAUA